AUGGUCUCCAAUCCCCAAAUUCAGGCCAGUCAAGGCAAUCAAAACCCUCCGCAUCCAAACCAAACUCCUCAUGUCGAUACCCAAACUCAAACGAACAAGAGCGGAUCAAGGGGUCGGCCCCCAGGUUCUCUGGGAUACAACAUCGCAGAGUGUAUGUUGUUAGUUGAGGCCGUUGAAACCGUUCUCCCCUUGGGAAAUCAAGACUGGCGCUCGGUAGCCGAUCAAUACAACGCCAAAGUUCUUCUUCUAAACCGACCCGAACGUGAGGCCGACAACUUGAAGCAAAAGUUCAAGGGCCUUGCUCAAUCCCAAAAGCCCACUGGCAACGCAACCUGCCCAGAACAUAUUCGCAAGGCGAAACGUGUCGAUGCUCUUAUCAAUGAGAAGGCUAACGAGUGUGCCUUGGGGAGUCUCUCCAGUGGAGAUGAAAGGAACGGUGUAGGCGCUGAUGUUCGUUCAAGCGACGACGACGAUGUCGAUAUAAAUGACUCCCCCGGAACUGGCGAGCUUGAGUCCGGUCAACAGGAAGGUGUCGGUACGUUGUUGUCUGGAUGGAGCCAAACUCAAUCGGCCAACCAGGAUUUGGGUGACUCUCCAAACCCGAGUCAAACACAUUCGAUGCGCCGCCAAACUGCAUAUCACAGCCCUCUGGUGGAUCGGGCCCACUCACAGGCAAGCUCAGCCCGACCGUCCCCAAUGACAAGUGUCAAUCGAAGAUCUAGAGGCCGACCUGGCGAUCAGUUGGAGAGCAGGCUGAAUAGCUUCCUCGAUAUGGAUGCCCGGAAGGAGCAGGAUCGCGAGCAAUCCCUCGCGUCUUUCUAUUCAGCCCAACUGAUGGAGGCAAACGCAACCAUACGAGAUUUGCGAUCUGAGCUCGCUCGAGUGCGCGGUGGGAUCCAAUCAGAUGUUGUUCGGCUCCAGGAGGAAAAGCACCGACUGGAACUUGAGAAUACAUCUUUGAAAUCAAAGAUUGAAGUUUUACAGCUCCGGGCCGAGAUGCAACCAAACGCUGCGUGGGGUCAAAUGCGAUUCAAUCCCGGAUUUGCAAUGCAAUCUCUUCCGGUCUUUGGCACUCAUUAUCAGCAGCAACCACCGAUGGCUUUUAACCCGCAACUCGCGAAUACCUCGGGUUUGACCCAGCAACCACCAAGUGGUUUAAACCAGACGCAGCAUCCAGAUCCGACUGGCAUGAACCAGCCACAACCGACCAGUUUUAACCACCAGACCGCCACUCAGACCAGCUUAAAUCAUCAAGAACCUUCAAUCUUACCUCAGAACCACGUCGGUUUUCAUCCUCAGCAGCAACCCCAAGGUCAACCCCACCUCGGCGGAAUAAGUGAUGGCUUGGAGGCUGAUCCGAAUUUCCCUCAUGCGUGA
Puccinia graminis f. sp. tritici CRL 75-36-700-3 is the source of this 1377-nucleotide messenger RNA. RefSeq lists its product as uncharacterized. The coding region runs from base 1 to 1377 and encodes 458 amino acids. The transcript is spliced from 3 exons. The record is from RefSeq and is a predicted model, not a curated record. Lineage: Eukaryota; Fungi; Basidiomycota; Pucciniomycetes; Pucciniales; Pucciniaceae.